AUGUUUGUCUACCUCUGUCCUCAGUUGCACCUCAUGUCCAGGAGGACCCUCGGGAGGCAACGAGGUGAGCUGAUGAAACAGGCCAAGCUGCAACUCGACAUCCUGCUGCAGAAGCAGGCGUGGGUGGGAACCACUGCUGACAGCUGCCAGGCAAAAAAGCCCCUGGGAGAAGUCAUCCACGCUAUCCACCAGGAGUUUGGCAUUGCCAGUAAAGUGGUCGCUACCACCACAGACAAUGGCGCAAACCAUGUCGCGGCUUUCGAUGCAUUCGGCAAGCAGGAGGGGGUGGUGGCUCAGGAGCUUUGCGAUGUCCAAGGGCAGCUUGCCGCCGAGGACAUUGACACCAAUCUCCGUAUCACUCUGCCACCUUGCCGCCGCUGCUGCGUGCAUUCCAUGAAUCUCAUGGCGACGGCUGACCUCAGCGAAGUCAUGGGCUGCAGCCGCGGGAACACUCCCUGGCGCAAGGCAUUCGCCAAUGCCCAGUACCUCUGGAACCUCCAGAACCGGAGCCCUAUUGCUGCCAAUCAGAUCAAGGCGGCCAUCAAGCGGAAGCUGCUGACUCCUGCUGUCGUUAGUUCAGUUCGAGCUCCUACUUCAACAGUGUGAAUGCGCUGCUGGAGGUGAUGUCUGUGCCUGAGCACAUGGGGGCAAUCAACAACAUCAUUAUUCACCAGCCCAUGGGCGAGGUAGGAGCGGCGUUUGUGAAUCAACGCAUCACGUUAUGAAAAAAAAAAAAAUCGUAUUGAUUGAAUUCAUGGACGAUGGGCAAAGGUCACAAAGCGAACAAGUUCCCGUCAAAACAGUCAAUUUUGGCCGCUGUGAGGAUUAGUCGCUCGUGCGUCGAGUUUGCUUUUGAAAUUCGCAGGUCCUGACAGAGUACAGGGUUGUCACGAAUCCUGUGGCGGACACCCUGAACAGCCUACGGUGGGAGGACAACGCCUACAUGGGCAUCCUCCUCCCAAAGCUCCUGGUCUUGAAGAGGUCGCUGCUGCUCCUGCAGCAGAUGGGUGAGUUGCAGUAUGCAGAGCC
Hippocampus comes (tiger tail seahorse) is the source of this 1029-nucleotide messenger RNA. RefSeq lists its product as uncharacterized. Bases 1 to 606 code for a protein of 201 amino acids. The transcript has 4 exons. The record is from RefSeq and is a predicted model, not a curated record. Lineage: Eukaryota; Metazoa; Chordata; Actinopteri; Syngnathiformes; Syngnathidae.